This is a messenger RNA of Cyphomyrmex costatus, 589 nucleotides long. It is a transcript of the gene Obp11, whose product is annotated as odorant binding protein 11. The record is from RefSeq and is a predicted model, not a curated record. The transcript has 6 exons. The coding region runs from base 56 to 493 and encodes 145 amino acids. Lineage: Eukaryota; Metazoa; Arthropoda; Insecta; Hymenoptera; Formicidae. Gene Ontology annotation, molecular function: odorant binding.
AUAAACAUUUUUUCGUAUCUAAAUCCGUAUUUAUUGCAAGUGUCAAAUACGAAAAAUGGCAAAAGAAAGCUUAAUUCUCAUUUGCGCUUCUAUGAUUCUCACGCAACUUGUUAUUGUGAGUUGUGACGAAAAAGAUAUAGAUUGGGCUACUGUUCACGAUGAGUUGAGGAAAUUGGCUGGAGGCUUACGAAAAAAGUGUAUGGGUGAAACCGGCGCGACAAUCGAGCUUUUAGAUGGGGCAGAAUUAGGCGAAUUUCCACAAACAUUAGCGUGUUAUUUUAAAUGUGUAAUGGAAAAAGGGGGAGCGAUGAAGAAAGACGGCAAAAUAAACUAUAAGAUCUUGUCAAAAUUGAUUCCGCAGGCAUAUAAAAGUAUUGGAUUGGAAAUGAUUGAUCAGUGUCGUAAUAUAGAGGGUACUGACAAGUGCACUGUAGCCUUAAACUUUAACAAAUGCAUGUACACCGCAAAUCCUGUGGCGUUCUUCGUUAUUUAGAUAUAAGUAGAUGUGUAAAUUUGAGUUCGUAAUAUUUCACUAAAUAAAAUACUUUAAACAUUUAUCCUAUACUUCUCGUUUUUAUAUUAAUUUAUG